This is a messenger RNA of Megalops cyprinoides (Indo-Pacific tarpon), 1779 nucleotides long. RefSeq names its product Usher syndrome 1C (gene ush1c). Gene Ontology annotation, cellular component: photoreceptor inner segment; cilium; stereocilia ankle link complex. Bases 42 to 1685 code for a protein of 547 amino acids. The transcript is spliced from 22 exons. NCBI's taxonomy places the organism in Eukaryota, Metazoa, Chordata, Actinopteri, Elopiformes, Megalopidae. Gene Ontology annotation, biological process: inner ear auditory receptor cell differentiation; inner ear receptor cell stereocilium organization; retinal cone cell development. The record is from RefSeq and is a predicted model, not a curated record. Gene Ontology annotation, molecular function: protein binding.
AACGCGGACACAGAGAGCGGACUCCGGCUUUUGGGUUGAAGAUGGAACGAAAAGUAGCACGGGAAUUCAGGCACAAGGUGGAGCUGUUGAUUGACAAUGAGGCUGAAAAGGACUACCUGUACGAUGUGUUACGGAUGUACCAUCAAUCCAUGGACCUGCCGGUUCUCGUGGGGGACCUGAAACUGGUCAUCAAUGAGCCCAACCGGCUUCCCCUGUUUGACGCCAUCCGGCCUCUCAUCCCCCUGAAGCACCAGGUGGAGUAUGACCAGCUCACGCCCAAGAGAUCGCGGAAGCUGAAAGAGGUGCGUCUGGACCGGACCCACCCCGAGGGCCUGGGUCUGAGCGUACGUGGGGGACUGGAAUUUGGCUGUGGUCUCUUUAUCUCCCAGAUCGUGAAGGACGGCCAGGCGGGGAACGUGGGCCUACAGGUUGGAGAUGAGAUUGUGCGAAUCAAUGGCUACUCCAUUGCCUCCUGCAUCCACGAGGAAGUGAUCAGCCUAAUCCGGACCAAGAAAACUGUGUCCCUGAAAGUGCGGCAUGUUGGAAUGAUCCCAGUCAAGAGCUCCUCAGAUGAACCCCUCAAGUGGCAGUUUGUGGAUCAGUUUGUGUCUGAAUCUGGGGAAAAGAAGAGCAGUGUGGCUGGAUUAGCUUCUAUUGGAGGGAAAGAGAUCAAAGAGAAAAAGGUGUUUCUCAGUCUGGUGGGCACAACAGGCAUGGGGAUCAGUAUCUCGAGUGGCCCGACUCAGAAGCCUGGGAUAUACAUUAGUAAUGUGAAGCCUGGGUCACUCUCGGCAGAGGUGGGGUUAGAGGUGGGCGAUCAGAUUGUAGAGGUGAAUGGUGUGGAAUUCACUAAUAUGGAUCACAAGGAGGCUGUCAGAGUUCUGAAGAGUAGCCGGAGCUUGACGAUUACAGUUCUGACAGGAGCCGGCAGGGAGCUGUUCAUGACGGAUGAGGAGCGUCUGGCCCUGGAGGCACGACGGGAGUUGGACCGCCAGGAGCUGAUGCACCAGAAGAGGGUGGCUUUGGAGACCAACAAGAUCCUCAAAGAACAGCAGGAGAAGGAACGCCUGAGAAAGAUGGAGAUUUCUCAAAAGACAGCUGAGGAGGAGGAGCGUUACAGAAGGGAGAUGGAGAAGAUUGAGGAGGCAGAGAGAAAACACCACAGGGAAUGGGAGGAGGACUGGGGGACCAGAGAGCCACCAAAGAGCCCCUCCCCUGUCCCUGUUCCUGUCCAACCAGAGAUCCCAACCCCACCUCCACCCAAAUCCAAGAGCUCUGGUAAGGGCCUCUAUGAACAGGAAUCAGGUGAAGGCUUCCAGAAAUAUGUGGAGGACUUUGAUCCAUACUCAAUGUUCACCUCAGAACAGAUAGCUGGGAGAGAUGUGCGACUGCUGAGAAUAAAAAAGGAGGGCCCACUUGACCUUGCAGUGGAGGGGGGGAUAGACUCCCCCCUAGGAAAGCUUGUGGUGUCAGCCAUUUAUGAAGGUGGCUCUGCAGACAAACAUGGUGGGAUAGUGCAAGGGGACGAGGUCAUGGCCGUGAAUGGGAAGAUCCUGAUCGAUGCCACCUUAUCAGAGGGACAGAGCUCCUUGGCAAGGGCCUGGAACAGUGGAGGGGAUUGGAUCGACCUGGUCAUUGCUGUGUCACCUCCCAAGGAGUACGAAGAUGAGGUGACAUUCUUUUAAGACAUCCAACUGCCUACCUGCCAUACAGAGGAUAUUCGGCCAGAAGCAAUCUUUUUACGCCAUCGCUAUUUUUGUGUUGUUUUAUUUUAAUCAC